This is a messenger RNA of Asterias rubens (European starfish), 3399 nucleotides long. RefSeq names its product protein rolling stone-like. Bases 986 to 1975 code for a protein of 329 amino acids. The record is from RefSeq and is a predicted model, not a curated record. Gene Ontology annotation, cellular component: membrane. The transcript has 3 exons. Lineage: Eukaryota; Metazoa; Echinodermata; Asteroidea; Forcipulatida; Asteriidae.
UUGAAGGUCAUGCCUGUGUGUGUGUGGUGUGGAGAGGGCUGUGUUACAUGUGCUGUGUUAUGGACACUAUUGGUAUGGUAUGGUGCCUACAUUGUGAUGAGUGCGAUUAGAAUGCCCUUCCUCCAUGGAUAAAGUGAACAGUGGAGUUUCAGCAGGAGGAUGUGACAAUUAGACAGGCUGAAUCACUAUCUCAUCUUGAUAAUUUAUUUUGAUCUUCAAAAUGAAGAGAGCACAACAUGCUGCUACAAACAGGAGGAAGCGCGAGAAUUAACCAACUUCAUUGUCAUGAUAAUCCUGUUUGUUGGCAAGCGCUCGUCUACACAGCCGGCCCUGGUCCCUUGUUACUGUUGUGUCAAUUACUCUACUCAUGGAGGUAGAUUUACUGUACAUGUACAUGCAGCCAGCCUUUCAUCCGUGAAUGUUGUUGGUUAUUCUGAACAACAAUGGUCAUGUUGGAAUACAAAUACGGAAACACUCCAUGAAAUAACAAAAACGGGAAGUCGGGAACCUCUAGACACAUGCUCAAUGAUUCACGGCCAGGAGACAGUGCGUUAUUGGGGAAACCCCAUGACAUAUUACACAUGUCAAAUCCGGUCCUGUCCAACCCGUAGGCCUAUUGACCAUCCUAAGACAUACUGCUUUAGGAAUUUGGAAAAUGCAGUCGGGCGGCAAGUUAUGUGUGUAUGAUUAUUUGGAAAUCGUUUCGGAGCCCUUACAAACGUGUUUGUUGUGAAAAUACCCAAAUAACUUUCUUAAUAGGCCUACUAUAGUCGCUAUUCUCAGAAUGUCCAUUUCGUAAGCUCGAGUCGAGGAAGGUGAGUCUCACGGUCUAUUCUACAAAGUACAAGUAUAAGCAGGCCUUAUAAUCGUGGUGUGUAGGCCUAUCCGGGGUCCUCCUUGUUGUACUCCCAAAGUAUUUAUAACCAUAACUUGAUCAGCUUGCUUCACACUGAGGCGAUCUGUUCCAGACCUUAUUUCGGGAAUCAUGUGCGGACGGAUUGGGAAUAUCAUCGGCUGGUUGCGGACUCGGAGACCUGGUAAAUCUGACUUCGGUUUAUCGGGAGGUGACAUCUCGCUUUUUAUCUAUGCUCAGUGGCCUGUCCCACAGACCCUCUUUCUUGCAUAUCGUGUCUUCAUGGCAUGCUACGUGAUGACAUGGUUGAUGAUGUCAAUAGUCAAUGCUGGUAACACUACUGGACUAGGCGGCUUCUUCGUCUUCUUAACCAACUGGUCAUUCAUUGUACUCGCUUUGUACUUUACUAUUGCCGCCAUCGGAACGGCUUAUACUGUCUUUAUGCGAAGGAAUAGGAUUGCAUGUUCACCACCUCAAACAACAGCAAACGAAUUAACCAUGCAGCCUCAACCAUCAGACAGCAACGCUAACCAGUCAGUGUCUAAACCAACCACCGUGACUCCAUGCGAAAACAUCAACAAGCUCCCUAUAUAUUUCAAGGUCACGUGGGUUCUACUUAAUGUAUGCCUGACUGCACACCCGAUCAUAACUAUUAUUUAUUGGGGGUUUAUCUAUGACCCAGAGUUUGUCUACAACAACCAGGGUGGUGCUUACGGUGUGGCAUUGACGGUGCACCGCCACGCCUUAAACACCAUCUUCGCCUACUUGGAUCUCUUUGUCUCAGCCACACCCAUCAAGUUCUGGCACUUCGUGCACCCCUGUGCGUACAGUCUCCUGUACAUAGCUUUCUCCCUGGUCUACUUCUGGGCGGGUGGGAGAAACCCAUACGAUGGCAACCCAGCCAUCUACACGGGCAUUCUCGACUGGACAACUCCCGCUCGUACAAUUCCAAUCUUAUUUGGCGUAAUACUAACCUUAGUGAUGUUCCACUCUAUCGGCUAUGGAUGUUAUAGACUACGGGUCUACAUUGGGGAUAGAUGUUUGAACGCAGGUGAUGGUCACCGUAGGGAUUCGCAGGUAUUACAUAACCAGAUCAACAUAGAAUGCAAUCCCAUUGUUUGAGUGUUUUUAUACGACAUGUGUACAACGAACGUGCUCAGUGCGUUCUGAUAUAGACAUCUUUUAAUGAUUUGCGAUGCAGAUGACGUCAUUAAGACAGGCAACGUUAGAUGUAGAACAAAAUAAUGGACACCGCACUGCACAAUCUAUGUAGGUAAAAUUGACACCAUUGGUGUUGUCACAUUUAGUGUUGAUACCCAAAUGAUAAUGUUAAAAACACAAAUGUACGUUGGCAAAAAGUUAUGCUAUUUUAAGACCCUGUCGUGUAAAUUGUUUUGACACCCCUGUUUUUGCAGUACAGGAAUACACUAACGACAUUCUUAGCUUACUAUGUUGUAAAAAAUAACAUUUUAACAGGGUGCUAAUUAACAUGAAAAGUUUACAUCCAUAGUUACGGCUUAGUAACUAAAAUAACUAUUACCAGUACUAGGGAAAUGCCAACGGCAAUUGCUAAAAAUUAAAAUGCAAACUAAUUGUGUUAAUAAAUAACCCGUGCAUUAAACUUUAUAUAUUUUCCUUUCAGUUGACAAAGUAAGUUUUUUAUCCUUUUAAAAGUUUCCGUUGAGUUUAACGUUAGAUCAAGGUACUUAAAAAAGUAGUUUUCUUUAUUUUCAUCAACAGUUUAUAGAAUUAUUAUUAUAUCAUUUGUGGGGGUAAAGUCCCUCAAUAUUUGCAGUUUAUUGUUUAAAACAGUUCCAUUAAAAUGAUCGUUAAAGCGCCCAUUGUGUCAUCUUUGUAUUAGGGUGUUGGGACUAUAUUGUUUUAUAUAACAAGCUGAUCAUACUUUUCGUUUCGACUGUAAAUACCAUUAGGUUGGCAAAACAAUUGUCAAAAAACACCACACUGUAAGAAAUAUGCGUAUUUUCACGAAUUCUGCAAAGUGAAGUAUUCCGUAAAUUUCGCCGUUAUUUUACGGACUUUCCAUAAAUGCAAAUAUUAAUUAUGCUAAUUAGCGUCAUAACAAUCGACUACAUUUGGCUUUCAUGGGGGACACAACCUUCACUAAUCUGUAGAUGUACAAUGAACAGCUCAGGGCGUAUUGAUAUAAUAAUUUCAGUUAUUUAAGAUGCAAAUGAUGUCAUUAAUUUUAUAAAAAAUAUGUAAAAAACACAUAAGGCACACCGCUCUGCAGAAUCCUUGGUGUUAAAAUUGACGUUAUUGGUGCAAUUGUGUUAUUGUGUAAAUAUUGAUUCUCCGUAUCCAUAAUGUGAAAACACAAUGGUGUCAAUUUUAACACAGUUCUUUGUAGUGCAGGAACACGUGUGCCAUUCUUAGCUUUAUAAAUUAAAAUUAAAAUGUAAAUCAAAUAAUCAUCAAACAGGUGCCAGUUUACAUGACAAAUUUACAGCUAUUCGUGUAUUAUAAUUACAGCUGAGUUAACAAAUGAUUACCAGUGAUUAAAAUGCAAAGACAUUUUGUUGAAUGAA